Ogataea parapolymorpha DL-1 is the source of this 1152-nucleotide messenger RNA. RefSeq lists its product as uncharacterized. Bases 1 to 1152 code for a protein of 383 amino acids. Gene Ontology annotation, cellular component: fungal-type vacuole; plasma membrane. The transcript has a single exon. NCBI's taxonomy places the organism in Eukaryota, Fungi, Ascomycota, Pichiomycetes, Pichiales, Pichiaceae. The record is from RefSeq and is a predicted model, not a curated record.
AUGUCUUCCACUCUCUCCAACACCCUGGGCUACAGCCAGCUCACCUCGAUCCACGGCUCUCUCGAAACCGCGCUAGUUUCCGCUCAGGCAGCGUACGCUUCCAACUCUUACGACAAGGACGCGAUCAGAACUCUGGGAAGAGUCAGCGCAGAACUGGUCUACUACUCUAACUUGGCCGUCAUGGCCACCGCUACUGACGACUCUGUGCGCUCUUCUGCCAGCUCGCAGGCCCUAUCUGCAACCGCAUCUAUCGAGUCUAUCAUACUGGACUCUCAAUACUUUACAGGUAGAAAACCUUCUAUCCCUGGAAACGGCGUGUUCUUCCUGCUCAUGUGUAUCUUUCUGGGCUUCCACUUGUUCUACGGAUUUUACACCAAACAACGGUGGUUUGGCAUUUCGUGGUCUUGUGGUCUCAUUCUGGAGUUACUUGGAUACCUUGCCAGAGCUCUACUGCACGCCAACAUGACCUCUUUCAGUCUCUACGUGAUGCAGUUGACCGGGCUCACCAUUGCCCCUUGUUUCAUCAUGGCCGGGAUCUACUAUUUGCUGGCUCAAAUUACCAUCAUCGUGAACCCUGCUCUGUCUCUGUUCAAACCCAGCCAGUACACCUAUGUUUUUAUUGGGUCAGACAUUAUUUCUAUUCUUCUGCAGGCUGCAGGCGGUGGAGUCACCGUUGCCAACGACUCUAGGAACUGGAAACAAGGCAAGGCUUUGUUGGUUGCGGGCUUGGUGUUCCAGGUGGUCUCAAUGACCUUCUUCCAAGUGUGCUGGUACGCUUUUCUGUUUCGGUGGAGUCGCGAGCUCCGCAAACAUGGAGAGAGCGGGCUUGAGCCUAAAUAUAGCGGGAUUCGGGCCCGGAAAGCUUUCAAACUUUUUCCGUAUGCAGUGAGCGCAGCAGUGAUUUUUAUCUAUGUCAGAUCCAUCUACAGAAUUGCUGAGCUAUUUGAUGGCUUCGACAGCAAGCUUGCCACCCAUGAAGCAUACUUCUUCCCGCUAGAGUCAGCAAUGAUGACGCUGGCGUUUAUCCUGCUGUCUGUCCUGCAUCCAGGAACCGCUUACGGUAGAGGUGUGGUCGUUGUAGUCGACCACAGCCUCAAGGCUGUGAUCGGAAGAAACAAAAAGGAUGAUCAGAAGGUGUACGAGAUGGAGUGA